Messenger RNA from Oncorhynchus kisutch (coho salmon), 4163 nucleotides. RefSeq names its product nuclear factor 7, brain-like. Gene Ontology annotation, molecular function: zinc ion binding; protein binding. The record is from RefSeq and is a predicted model, not a curated record. The transcript is spliced from 2 exons. Lineage: Eukaryota; Metazoa; Chordata; Actinopteri; Salmoniformes; Salmonidae. Bases 163 to 1800 code for a protein of 545 amino acids.
ACUGUGCUGAAGUGACAUUUAAGAGACGGAGUGUGUAUUGUACACGUAAGCCUUGCAUUCUCUUCACAAAUCUUUUUUUUGAAUAACUGCAUACAAUCUCCAGGCCUUAUUUGAUACUAGAAACAGAAAGAGCUGAGAAAGCAGCCCCAGUUAAAGCAAGAUAUGGCAUCCUCCAGCAGUCUCCUGUCCGAAGAGCAGUUCCUGUGCUCUAUCUGUCUGGAUGUGUUCACUGAUCCUGUAGCCAUUCCAUGUGGACACAACUUCUGCAAGGCCUGUAUCAGAAAGUACUGGGAUACCAUUGACCUGUGCCAGUGUCCAAUGUGUAAAAAAUCAUUUGAUAGGAGACCAGAUCUCUUUGUCAAUACUUUCAUUUCUGAGAUGGCUGCUCAGUUCAGGAAGUCAGUUCAAGUGAAAGCUACCAGAGGCCCAGACCAUUGCCCUACUGAGCUUAGAGGAGUGGCCUGUGACGUCUGCACUGGGACGAAGCACAAGGCCCUAAAGUCUUGCCUGGUGUGUCUGGCCUCUUACUGUGAGACUCACCUGGAGGCUCAUCAGAUCGCCCCAGCCCUGAAGAAACACAAGCUGAUCGACCCUGUGGAGAACCUGGAAGACAGGGUGUGUAAGGAGCAUGACAAACUCCUGGAGAUGUUCUGUAGGACUGACCAGACGUGUGUUUGUGUCUUCUGUAUAAAAACAGACCACAAGACUCACUACACCGUCCCUCUAAAGGAAGAGUAUGGAAAGAAGAAAGCCCAGCUGGGGAAGACAGAGGUAGAAGUGCAGCAGAUGAUCCAGAAGCAACUGCAGAAGGUUAAGGACAUCAAAUGCUCAAUAGCUCUCUGCAAGAUAGACGCAGAGAGCGAGAUAGCAGGCAGCGUGCAGGUCUUCACUGCCCUGGUGCGCUCCAUUGAGAGAAGCCAGGCUGAUUUCAUUGAGGUGGUCGAGGAGAAGCUGAAAGCAGCAGAGAAGCAGGCUGAAGGCCUCAUUAAAGAGCUGGAGGAGGAAAUCACUGAGCUACAGAGGAGAUGCACUGAGCUGGAGCAGCUGUCACACACUGAGGACCACCUCCACCUCCUCCAGAGCUCCGCAUCCCUCUUCAGCCUUCCUCCCACCAAGGACUGGUCUAAGAUAAGUGUUCCCAGUGAUCAGGGUGUGGGCACUCUGAGGAGAGCAGUGUCUCAGCUGGAGGAGAUACUCAUUAGUGAAGUGAAGAAGUUGUGUGAUGCUGAGCUGAAAAGGAUUCAGCUGUAUGCAGUGGAUGUGACUCUGGACCCUGAUACAGCAAACCGGUAUCUCAUCUUGUCUAAGGACAGGAAACAAGUGAGACAGUCCAACACACCAAACAAUCACAGUGACAACCCAAAUAGGUUUUCCCAGUGUUCCAGUGUGCUGGGAAAGGAGGGCUUCUCCUUGGGGAGAUUCUACUAUGAGGUACAAGUGAAAGGGGAUAGCUGGGAUUUAGGAAUGGCCGGAGAGUCCAGCAACAGGAAGGGGGACAUUGUUCUGAGCCCUCUUGAUUUAUACUGGGCUGUUGUGCUGAGGAAUGGGAACGAGUAUGACGCUAAUGAAGACUCUGCUGUCCACCUCUUCCUGAGAGAGAAGCCCCAGAAGGUGGGGGUGUUUGUGGAUUAUGAGGAGGGUCAGGUCUCUUUUUAUGAUGUGGAGGCCCGGUCUCAUAUCUACUCUUUCACUGGCUGCACCUUCACUGAGAAACUCUAUCCAUACUUCAGUCCUUAUUUUUCCAAACGUGGUCAAAACUCUAUCCCUCUGAUCAUAUGUCCUGUCGAAUACACAGACUGAGUUGCAACCUCCAAGUCUAACUUGGGGAAUCCGAUCUGUUGUCACAAAGGGACAAUCAAUAUGUUUACCAAUACUGUCACUGUGAUAUUUGAUUUGUUUCCAACUUAUUGUGAAAACAAUGGCCUUACGAUGUACUGUAGACAUUUUAAAACAUGCCGGAGCAGCUCUCACGUAGUGAGGUCCCCACCCACCUCCUCCAGAGCUUCCCAUCCCUCUACAGUCUUUCUCCCAUCAAGGACUGGUCUGAGAUCAGGGUUCACAGCAGUCUGGGUGUGGGAAACCCGUCUUAUAGUCUCCCUGACAAAGAGGUUUGACCCAGCUGCCUGUGUCCUGGGAAAUAAGGACUUCUCCUCUGGUGAAUGGGCUUAACUGGGAUUUAGGAGUGGUCAGAGAGUCCACAAACAGGAAGGGAUACCUAACAACAAGUCCUAAGGAUGGAUAUUGGACCAAAUAUAUUUAUAUAGCCCUUCGUACAUCAGCUGAUAUCUCAAAGUGUUGUAUAGAAACCCAGCCUAAAACCCCAAACAGCAAGAAAUGCAGAUGUAGAAGCACGGUGGCUAGGAAACACUCCCUAGAAAGGCCAAAACCUAGGAAGAAACCUAGAGAGGAACCAGGCUAUGAGGGGUGGCCAGUCCUCUUCUGGCUGUGCCGGGUGGAGAUUAUAACAGAACAUGGCCAAGAUGUUCAAAUGUUCAUAAAUUACCAGCAGAGUCAAAUAUUAAUAAUCACAGGCAGAACAGUUGAAACUGGAGCAGCAGCACGGCCAGGUGGACUGGGGACAGCAAGGAGUCAUCAUGCCAGGUAGUCCUGAGGCAUGGUCCUGGGGCUCAGGUCCUCUGAGAGAGAGAAAGAAAGAGAGAGAGAAUUAGAGAGAGCAUACUUAAGUUCACACCGGAUAGACAGGAGAAGUAAUCCAGAUAUAACAAACUGACCCUAGCCCCCCGACACAUAAACUACUGCAGCAUAAAUACUGGAGGCUGAGACAGGAGGGGUCAGGAGACACUAUGGUCCCAUCCGAUGAUACCCCCGGACAGGGCCAAACAGGAAGGAUAUAACCCCACCCACUUUGCCAAAGCACAGCCCCCACACCACUAGAGGGAUAUCUUCAACCACCAACUUACCAUCCUGAGACAAGGCGGAGUAUAGCCCACAAAGAUCUCCGCCACGGCACAACCCAAGGGGGGGUGCCAACCCAGACAGGAAGAUCACAUCAGUGACUCAACCCACUCAAGUGACGCACCCCUCCUAGGGACAGCAUGAAAGAGCACCAGUAAGCCAGUGACUCAGCCCCUGUAAUAGGGUUAGAGGCAGAGAAUCCCAGUGGAAAGAGGGAAACCGGCCAGGCAGAGACAGCGAGGGCGGUUCGUUGCUCCAGAGCCUUUCCGUUCACCUUCACACUCCUGGGCCAGACUACACUCAAUCAUAUGACCCACUGAAGAGAUGAGUCUUCAGUAAAGACUUAAAGGUUGAGACUGAGUUUGUGUCUCUCACAUGGCUAGGCAGACCAUUUCAUAAAAAUUGAGCUCUAUAGGAGAAAGCCCUGCCUCCAGCUGUUUGCUUAGAAAUUCUAGGGACAAUUAGGAGGCCUGCGUCUUGUGACCGUAGCGUACGUGUGGGUAUGUAUGGCAGGACCAAAUCAGAGAGAUAGGUAGGUGCAAGCCCAUGUAAUGCUUUGUAGGUUAGCAGUAAAACCUUGAAAUCAGCCCUUGCUUUGACAGGAAGCCAGUGUAGUGAGGCUAGCACUGGAGUAAUAUGAUCAAAUCUUUUGGUUCUAGUCAGGAUUCUAGCAGCCGUAUUUAGCACUAACUGAAGUUUAUUUAGUGCUUCAUCCGGGUAGCCGGAAAGUAGAGCAUUGCAGUAGUCUAACCUAGACGUAACUAAAGCAUGGAUACAAUUUUCUGCAUCAUUUUUGGACAGAAAGUUUCCGAUUUUAUUUUUCCUCCUCUGCCUGAGAGAGAGAAGCCCCAGAAGGUGGGAGUGUUUGUGGAUUAUGAGGAGGGUCAGGUCUCUAUUUAUGAUGUGGAGGCCCGGUCUCAUAUCUACUCUUUCACUGGUUGCACCUUCACUGAGAAACUCGAUCUAAAUACGAGUAGUGGUAAAAAAAAACUGUACCUCUGAUCAUUUCUCCUGUCAAUCACACAGACUGAGUUUCAACCUUAAAUUCUAACUCGUGAUAUAAGCCAAUGCUAUCUGCUGUUGUCGCAAGGAAAACCAAUAUGUUCACCAUUACUGUCGCUGUUUAAAUCAUGUAAAAAGUGAUCAUCUAUCGGUCUAUGUGCUUACUGAAGUGUAUACAGUAUACCAUGUUCAUGCAGCCACCCACUACAAGUGUUGGAUAUUAAAGUCAAUUGUCUUCCCUUGAA